Hypomesus transpacificus is the source of this 1613-nucleotide messenger RNA. RefSeq lists its product as uncharacterized. The coding region runs from base 111 to 1613 and encodes 500 amino acids. NCBI's taxonomy places the organism in Eukaryota, Metazoa, Chordata, Actinopteri, Osmeriformes, Osmeridae. Gene Ontology annotation, cellular component: centrosome. The record is from RefSeq and is a predicted model, not a curated record. The transcript is spliced from 7 exons.
GGAAUGUUACCAUUCGGCAGUUCUACGACAUCACUCCCACCAAAAGAAGUAACGUCCGCCUUAAUGAUGAACUUAUUCCCAAACCGACUGAAAUCAACCUUGCAGAGAGGAUGAUCCAGGUUCCCAUUCCAAAGGAACAUCCGUAUCAGUCCCACAUCUCUCGCUUUGCCUUGUUUCCGACCUUCCACUCUCCAGACGACCCAGACACGGGCGUACGAGCUGCUUCCAGACAACCCCUCAACCCCCUCAUACCGUCUAGUGCUCCAGAAGUCACGGUGCUGAGCAAAACUAAAGGUGGUCCAUACCGUAAUGAAGUGUUGGCGGUGCCCAUGACGGCCAGGAAGAAAGCCAUGGCCUGGCCUGGGCAACAUGGCUUCUUGGAUCACACCAAGCCAGUGACGGAUGAGAGUCAGACGUUCUACCCCAAGCCCCUAAAGACAGUCCUCCCCAACUCCAUCCUGCGAGACAUGGACCUGACUUUGUCAGAACGGACAGCCAACAUCCUCCAUAAUGUAGAGAAGUCAUACUGGAUCACCUCCUACCAGAUGAACUUCACAGGGUCAGGACCCGCAAAUCCCUUAAGGAUGGAUGACUUCCAUGAAAAAAACAUUGAAAUGAUAUCUGGCAACUUGACUCCAUACAGUGCUCAGCUGAGAGAACGAUCCCAUCCAGUCAUGUUGCCCACCAUGCCAAGAGACGGCCGUGAGGCUAGAGUGAGGCAAGGACGCCGUGCUUUGAAAAGCACCUACUGCCCUCCUGCCCUCACCCUUGCCGAACCCCUGAAUUCUAACCAUAUUUCCACCCAGAACGAAGAGCCUCUGGGAGCCCGGUCACAACAUCCAGACCCCAGUGGGAAGAAUGGCAUUGCAGAGGAGAUGAACGGUAGACACCCAGCCCUCAGCCCUGUUAGACCUGGGCAGGCAGACAGGUCUGGGAUCAGGCCCAAGCAUCUCCACGAGGCAGGACUGUGGUGUGAGACUUGUGGGGAAGAGAAAUGUGUCUGUCAGGGCAGGGAGCCUCACGUGCGCAGGUCCGGUCCACAGAGCAGCCGGGCCACCAGAGCCUCCCUGGGAGCGGUGGAGAAGAUUACAGACACAGAACGCUCUCUGGCAUUGUACAGCCGACAGCUGCCACGCUUCGUUCCUGAGAUAGAGGGUGCCAUAGUUGACACCCGUGAGGUGACUCGUUAUGAAGAUGUUCCUCCAAGCAGGAAUCACAAUUAUACACUGGGGGGCAACCCGUUCAGCCUGAGUGACCCAAUGUUAGAUACCGACAGAAAGGUAGUGACAUUUGAUAGUGAGGGUUCUUCAAAGCAAGUUGUAACAAACAACUGGCAAGAUAGAGAGUUCCCACGCAGCAUCUCCAACCCUUGCAUCCAACCACGACCGCCUGCUCUGGCCUCUGCUCAGCUGGUGAGGAAGACUGGACGAGUGCCCCUGGGCCGCUCCCAUUCAUCCCUGCUGGAGCUCCAGGACUCAUUCAGCAAGACAGAGGUCCACCAGCGGCUCCACAGCACCCUCCAGGGGGCCACGGCGGACCUGCGCCUAAACACCUCCACUGGAAGGAAACACCAGUUCUAUGAUCUUAAUUGCUACUAUUUUAAUAAUAACUGA